UUUUUUGCUAAAAUGUAGGUCAGAAGUGUCAGAGGCAGCCCUCCCCCUGCUGGCCGGCGCUGGUAACUCUGGAGUGGCUCCAGGCGCAUAAAGGCUGGCGGUCAGUGUGCGCUCCGCCGCUGCCAGAGACACUUCUGCGCUUCCACAAGGGCGAGAGACGCGCGCACGGCACCGGCGCCCAGGAGCUGGGGACUAUUGCGAGACUCUGCAAGUUUUCGGUAACCGUCUUGCUCUUUUGAAACUGUUCGCGAGGAAGUCAUCGCGUCUGUUGUGGAUUUUACUUUUUGCCUGUGUUAUGCGCUGAGCUCUUCAUUCACGGAGUUUUAACCGGCGGGAUUUCUAAAUUUCAAGGCAUCUAUUGGGACACCAGGAAUCCAUCUGCAUCUCUGAUAUGGGACUUUAGGUUUACACCUCUCAUAUCGUCUUUCCUGGAGUCGAUUCGGCUGGUUUAAAACAUUUACGCUCUUCCAGAAAUGGUGGGGCAUUUACAUUUGCAAGCUAUGGAUGAGAGUUUGAAAGGAAAGAACCGGGAGGGACUGCUUGAUAGUCCGGAUUCAGGACUCCCUCCAAGCCCCAGUCCGCCCUUCUACUCUCUGUCACCGGGGAUUCUCGAGUCGCGCUCCGGCAGCUGCUCAACCCCAAACGAGCUGCAAGGAUACUGCAGAAAGGAGAGCCGGGAAGGCAAACUGCUGCCAUACUUGCUCCUAAACUCUCAAGGUCCAGAUGCGAAGUCACGCAUGUACCCUGUGGUCUACGGAGAGAGCAUCGAGGUUAACCCCAAACCAGAAAAAGAGAUCAAGUUCAACUCUGCGGUGAAGUACGCUUCAGAAAGACACUUCCGUGACCAGGUGUUCUGCGCCCAGGUCCCGACCGCCACAUCCUUCAGCGAGACGGUGGUGGCCGUUCACAACUGCACGUGGCGCAGCUACAAGUCAGAGGUUCACUUCGAGCCACGGCACAGGCCGCUACACUUCCAAAGCACCACCAUCGUGUUCCCCAAACACACCCGGAAUACAUACCGCACCACGCUCAACUACAACGGCAACAGAAACACAGCCGGCCGCCGGCGGUUUGUGUCCACAGUCAGGCUGGAGUCCACAGAGGACGCCAGCCCAUGCAUCAUUUACACAGAAGACCUCUGAGAGACGCGUGAUCCUUCCCACAAUUCAAAAACUCCCUUUGGUUAGAGAGCUACAGUGAGAGUACAUUCAACCACGGACGGCAAGAGGCUUCAAGAAGGAAACGAAAAGUCACUUUGUUCUUUUGCUUCCAUUGACAUUGGUACUUGAUGGUGGGGAUGAGCUGGAGUUCAGUGUGCGUUUGCGGCCUUUACACGUGUUUUACACGUCAGUGAUGCAUUUACGUUCAUCUUUUUCUUUUCAUUUUAAUAUCCAUUCGUACCAGUCAGGUGGAGGGAAACGCAUUUGGGGCAAAAGAGUUUGUGCUGUUUGCUGAUUCACAGGUCCACAGAGUUCCACAGAUCUCCAAAGAACGUCAGAUAAAUAUUCAAAAAAAUUAGAUCCCAAUCUUUUUUAUUAGUCAUUAUGUGUCUGGUACUAAAUUUUAGCGUGGUUUCGGUUUUUUUUUUAUACUUUGGCUAAUUUGAUAAGAUUGUAAUCCAAAAAUAAAACCGCAAUUUUCCAUUUUAAUUAUACAAUUAUAAUUCUAUAAUUUAAUACAAAAUUCUGCCAGUAUUCCCCCCAAAAAUGUAAAAAUAUGCCACGUGGGCCUACUCUAUCGUCUUAGUAUUGUCGAUUCUUACAAAUGCUCAAACAGGAAAGAGGUCAUGAUUAAAAUAAGCAUGAGCACAUUAUAUGUGGACGACAGCACAAAGUCAUUAGACUUUAGUCAGGUUAGAUGUAUUGAAUUUAACAUAGAUGUCAAAGACAUUAAUCUGUAGACUGUCAGAACUGGCUGAGGAAAUAUAAACUAUUUAAGUUGCACUUUUUUUCUUUUUGGCUGUAAAUGUGUUGGUAGGACUAAGGGCAAAUCAACGUGUAGGAGCACUUGAAAGGUUGGACCAAAGAUUCUGUCAAAUUCAGAGAAAGGGAAACACAACCAUUUCCUCCCUUUCUGUUUGUACCUCAGAGAACGUGGAGAGUUUCAGGAGCCGCCCGACGUGCUGAUAAUUCAGUGGCCAAAAUAAGAGCUGCACUCCCAGAACGACAGGAAACUGAAGGUUGUAUUCGCAACGACUGACUGAGCAUGUGUUAGAUGAGAGAAUCCGCCUCAUUUUGAUCUCAGAUGCUGGAUGUGUGAGACAGGGUUUAUCUCUGAGCUUCUUUGACCUCUUGAAGACUGUACGGCUAUACUUUGCGAUUGCACGGUUUGAUAACGUCGAAGGUAAUCAGUCCGACUUUAUUUGGAGCCAAAAUCUAGAUUCCCAAACCGAGGUCCCGAUUCCUCCAGCGAGUGUGUAACAAACUGUUUUGUGGAGCAGAGCUGUUGUUGUUUAGGCAAGCGAUGAGACGAAACGGAGCAGUGCCGCUGAGAGAGAGAGAGAGAGAGAGAGAGAGAGAGAGAGAGAAAGAUACCGACUGAGCAGAAAAGCUUUAUGGAGGUCUUAUGUCUGGACUAUACGCUUUCACUUCUGAAGUGGGUUUUGUAAAUGUAGAUCUCUUACCUCAUUCAUUUUCUAUUUUUAAUUUCGGAUUUUAUGUAAUAGAGAUCUUCUGGCGACUGAAAAUAGAACAAUGACAGAGUACGUUUCCGUUUGGUAUGUGGAUGUGUUUGAGUUUUAAGAGGAAAAGCUAAGUUUAACUUCCAGGACGAGGUGAAAAAAUCACCGGGGCUUAUUAAGAGAUGAAAUUACAGGAAGGCACGACUGAUGAAUAACUUCCUGUUCACUCAAGAUGGACAUUCGAUAAGUUGUUAGAGGAAUUUUAGCAAUGCGUUGAAAGCAGAUCUGAUGGGAGAUGUUUUAUUGUUUCCACAUGUAUGAAAUUUUAUGAUUACAUUUGUUUGGUGUACAAAAUGCUUUCCGCUAACAGAUGGAUUUUUGUUUGAUUUCCUAACACGGUGAUUUGUGUCUCUGUAAAAUACUUUCCUGUUGUAUAUGUGGCAUACAGCACUCGUAAUUCUCUUUAUAUUUUUGUAUAAUUCCCAGCUUGAUGGUCUUCUUUUGGACGACAGAUGAGAAAAUAAUUUAAGAAAAAAAAAAAACUAUGUAUAUCCAUACCGAUUAAAUAAAAGCCCCAAACCCUA
Puntigrus tetrazona (Sumatra barb) is the source of this 3204-nucleotide messenger RNA. Its product is annotated as refilin-A-like. The record is from RefSeq and is a predicted model, not a curated record. Gene Ontology annotation, cellular component: actin filament bundle. The transcript has 4 exons. Gene Ontology annotation, biological process: actin filament bundle organization; negative regulation of chondrocyte development; negative regulation of bone mineralization involved in bone maturation. Gene Ontology annotation, molecular function: filamin binding. Bases 474 to 1142 code for a protein of 222 amino acids. Lineage: Eukaryota; Metazoa; Chordata; Actinopteri; Cypriniformes; Cyprinidae.